GCUGCGGGCGGAGGGGCUGCCGUGAGGGGCUGCCGUGAGGGGCGCUGCCCGCAGCAGGGCCGGGGGCCGUGAGGGGCUGCCCGCAGCAGCGUCGGUGCCUCUGAGGGUCCCCGCCGCAGGAAAGCCGCCGCGAUGUCAUCUCCCUAGGAGUGGACUUGAAGGACAGAGAGGCACAGAAAACUGAAUCUGGGAAGCGCCUGAUUUAGAAAGAAAGGAGGAGAAAAUUCUACAGACCAGAGCAAGCUGUUCACCAUGUCAGUCAAAAAGGAAGGUGCCCACAAGAAGUGGGCUGCCCUGAAGGAGAAGCUGGGGCCCCAGGAGACCGACCAGUCAGAGGCCAACCUGGAAAAUGCAGAGCCAGAGCUGUGCAUCCGCCUCCUGCAAAUGCCCUCCGUGGUGAACUACUCGGGGCUGAGGAAGAGGCUGGAGAACAGUGAUGAUGCCUGGAUGGUGCAGUUCCUGGAGCUGUCUGGGCUGGAUCUGCUCCUGGAGGCCCUGGACAGGCUUUCAGGGCGAGGAGUGGCCAGGAUAUCCGAUGCCUUGCUUCAGCUCACCUGCAUCAGCUGUGUGAGAGCAGUGAUGAACUCCCACAAGGGCAUAGAAUACAUUGUGAGCAACGAGGGCUACGUCAGAAAACUCUUCCAAGCACUUGAUACAACUAAUGUCAUGGUCAAAAAGCAAAUAUUUGAGCUCCUGGCUGCACUGUGCAUUUACUCAUCAGAUGGUCACUCUUUGGCUCUGGAUGCUUUGGACCAUUACAAGAGUGUGAAGAACCAGCAGUACCGGUUCAGCAUCAUCAUGAACGAGCUGUCCAACACAGACAACGUGCCCUACAUGGUGACACUGCUGAGUGCCAUCAAUGCCAUCAUCCUGGGCAAAGAGGAGCUAAGAACAAGGACACAGAUCAGAAAUGAGUUCAUAGGGCUUCAGCUGUUGGAUGUUUUAGACAAGCUAAGAGACAUCGAGGAGGAGGAUCUGCUUAUCCAGUGUGACACAUUUGAGGAGUUCAAAAUAGAGGAUGAUGAGGAAUUAUUAAGGAUAUGUGAUGGCAUAAACAUGAAUGAUCAUCAUGAGGUCUUUUCAUCUCUCUUCAACAAAGUGAGCCGCUCUCCAGUCUCUGUCCAGCUGCUGUCCAUCCUGCAGAGCCUGCUGCACCUGGAGCCCUCUCAUCACUCCAGCCUCCUGCUCUGGGAGUCCUUGGAUGCUGUAGUGAACAGAGCCCUUUUACUCGCCAAUGACAUCCAAGGGAACACAGUUGAAGAAGUCAUUGAGAGGCUGCUGUCUAUCAAGAAACAUCCCGGCAGGCAGAAGCGAGCUGAGCACCGCCUGUCUGGGAGCGCAGCUGGAGCUGCCCAGGCUGAGCCAGAGCCGUGUGCACGGGCAGCUCGGUGUGCAGUGGGGUCAGCAAACCCCACCAGGGCACCAGCAACCCCCUCAGGGCCACUGGACAACGAAAAGAAGAUCUCAUCCUGCCAGUUCACAGCCUGCUGUGCCCUGCCAGAGAAAUCCAACCCUCCCUCCAACACUGCUCCCAACCCAGCACCUCCAGCCCCACCACUUCCACCCUCUGGCACAGCAGCCAUGACCCCCACAUCCCCCAUGACAAAUACACCUCCAGCCCCUCCACUCCCUGGCAUCCCUCCCCCUCCACCCCCUCCUCCUCCUCCUCCACCAUUGCCUGGCAUGGGGGGCAUCCCUCCUCCUCCACCUCCAUUACCUGGCAUGAGUGGUAUCCCACCCCCUCCACCUCCACUGCCUGGCAUGGUUGGUAUCCCACCCCCUCCACCUCCACUGCCUGGUAUGGGUGGCAUCCCUCCCCCUCCACCUCCAUUGCCUGGCAUGGUUGGUAUCCCUCCUCCUCCACCUCCAUUGCCUGGGAUGGGUGGCAUCCCUCCUCCUCCACCUCCAUUACCUGGCAUGGGUGGCAUCCCUCCCCCUCCACCCCUCCUUCCUGGCAUGCCAGGAGAUCACGUAGAAGCCGUGGUGGCCUCCCAGUACAGCUGCCCCCUGGGCUUGGGCAGGCCUCCCCACAAGACAGUGAAGACACCAACGCUGAGAAUGAAGAAGCUGAACUGGCAGAAGCUGCCCUCCAAUGUGGUGAGAGAGAGCCACUCCAUGUGGGCUUCUGUGAGCAGCAGCAGUGAGGAGGUGAUAGAGCCCAACUACAGCAGCAUUGAGCAGCUGUUCUGCUUCCCACAGCCAACCCCCAAGGAGAAGACAGCAGCACCAGUGAAGGCAGAGCCGAAGGAGAUCACAUUUUUGGACUCCAAGAAAAGUCUCAAUUUGAACAUAUUUUUGAAGCAAUUUAAAUGCUCCAAUGAAGAGGUGACUGCCAUGAUCCAGAAUGGGGACCGGACCAAGUUUGAUGUUGAGGUUCUGAAGCAGUUGCUGAAGCUGCUGCCUGAAAAGCAUGAGAUAGAAAACCUGAAGGCCUUCAAAGAAGAGAAAUCAAAGCUAGCAAAUGCAGAUCAGUUCUAUCUUCUCCUCCUUCAGAUUCCCAGCUACCAGCUGCGCAUUGAGUGUAUGCUGAUCUGCGAAGAGACCACCGUCGUGCUGGACAUGAUUCAGCCCAAAGCUGAAGCCAUCCACAGAGCCUGUGAAGAUCUUCUGACCAGUCAUCGCCUGCCAGUCUUUUGUCAACUGAUUCUCAAAGUUGGAAACUUCCUAAACUACGGAAGUCACACGGGUGAUGCCGAUGGGUUUAAAAUCAGCACUUUACUCAAACUAACAGAAACCAAAGCCAACCAAACCCGCAUUACCCUGCUCCACCACAUUCUGGAGGAAGUAGAAAACAGCCACAAGGACCUACUGGAACUGCCAAAGGAUCUUGAAUAUGUUUCAAAAGCAGCAGGAAUUAACCUUGACAUUAUACGCACCGAGUCCGGUACCAAUUUAAAGAAGUUGCUGGAGCUUCAGCGGAAAGUCUUAUCAUCAAAUGAGGAUGUGAAACAGCAGUAUGAGAAACCCAUCCAGGACAGCAUUGAUGCCUCCAGAAAGCUGGAAGAAGAAUUUGAAACCAUUGAAAAGAAGAGAGAAGAACUUGCAAAUUAUCUCUGUGAAGAUCCAAGCAAGCUGUCCUUAGAGGACAUAUUUAGCAUCAUGAAGACCUUCAGAGACCUCUUCAUCCGAGCCCUGAAGGAAAACAAGGACAGAAAAGAGCAAGCUGCCAAAGCAGAGAAGAGGAAAAAACAGCUAGAAGAGGAAGAGGGCAAGAGACAGAAGGGAGAAAAUGGAAAAGUCAUCAGGAAGGGGCUGAUGAAGCAGGAGGAGGUGUGUGUCAUCGACGCCCUGCUCGCCGACAUCAGGAAAGGCUUCACGCUGAGGAAGACAAAGAACAGACACGAGUCAGAGGCAGCUCCUAAACCCCUCUCUGCAGAGAGCCUGGAGGAGAGCCAGUCUGGACAAAGCAGGAAGGACCCACAAGCAGCAGGGAAGCAGAUUGAUGACAAGACUGAGCAAAACAAGGAUGAUCAUCCCUCAGAAAGCACUCCUCCCUCAACCACUGCCCCGAUGGAGACAGGUGGAGGUGUUACAAAUGCUUCAGCUUCAGGCCAGGCAUUAUCUACAAACAGUGCUGGAGGAAGUCUGCCACUGGAGUCCCAGACCAAAAGCCCCUCAGAGACCGUGGUGGGAGCUGAUGGAGCCACUCAGACCACGCUGGGCCCCGGGAUGGAGCAGGCAAACAACGUGGAAAGCCUCCAGCCCAGCACAGAGAGAGGCUCCCUUGGCUUCUCUGUGGCUGACAUAGGCUCAGGGAUCAGCUUUGUGAGCAGCAGUUCAGCCCCUGCUCUGCCAGACCAACUCAGCUGGACUAACGGGGCCAUGUCAGGAGGCCAGGACAAGGAGUGCCCAGCUGAUGGCUCAGACAGUGCUCAGCCUGCCCCCUGCCAUGAGGCUCAGCAGGCAGAGUCUAAAGAAAUGACAAAGGAGAAUGAAGAUCCUGGUACAGACUCACUGUUGGACACCUCUCAAGACAAGUCCUUCUCAGAGGAGCCGGCCACUGACUCCUCUUGCUCAGCAACACUUCCCCCAGAGCAACCUCACAGUGACAGGGAAAAGCAGAGGCCAUCAGGGAAAAGGAAGAAGAAGAAGAGGCACAGCAAAAGCUACUCAGCAGAGGUUGAGACUGAUUCUGGAGAUAAUAAAACAAAAAAAGAUUGUGUGGCACAAUGAGGUGUCAUGGCAAGGCAGAAGGUAUGAGAGAACCUCUCAUGUGUCCCUGGAGUGCUGCCAGCUUCUGAGACUCCAGGUUCUGCAUCAACGAAACGCCACCAUGGACAACUUCUGCCCCGUGAAGACCCACAGCCUCUCCUCAUGCAGCCUUUCACUCCCCUCCCAGGACCUAAAGAGCCUCCCCAGAGACCUUGGACCCCUCAGGCUGUGCCCUGGGCACCUGUGGGGACAGGGGAUGGCUCUGUGCAUAGUGGUGGUGGAAGGGUCAGACCUGUCACCCACUGUCCUGGAAGCCAAGGCUUUCAACCUGCUCUUGGGCCAAACUCCUCUUGAAGUGACAGCUGAGUGUGGCCCAAGAACAGACUGCAGUGGCUAGCCCUUGAAGAACUGUUAAAAACAGCAGUGCCUCAACUAAAUUAAGGGUAUAAAUUAAGCAGUGGCUGUACCAUCACAAGUGGAGGUGUGUUAAAUCCCUCUUCUCCUUGCCCACUGAUGACUUAUAUUGGACCAGGUCCAAGACCCAGAUUAGACAAAUGUAUUUUCACUCUCAAUCACUUAAAGCAAGGGAAAUUGGUUAUGGGGGGAAAAAGCAAGUAAAAGAAAAUGUAUUUUCUAUUUUACUAAGCAUAUGGCCAUAUAAGCAGUGUCUGGUUCCUACAUGAUGCUUAUGUGCAAUUAAGUUGAAGUGCAUCAGUAGUCUUAAGUAGUCUUGUCACACCUGCUGAUGCAACCAUCAAUAUUUGGAGAGCCAGGGCUCUGGUUUCUCUUACUAAAGCAAAAGGAAGAGGUUUUCCAGUGUUCUAUUGGACACAUUUUCAUUUUAUCCUGUAGUAAAUCUCUGGGUUUGAUUUCCAUUGUCAGCUGCUUGUACUCGAGAGUCUGUGUCCAAGCUGCAGAACGUGUGGAAUCAUGUUACUUUGGCUUUAAAACUGGGACUGUGCAGUACUGUGUUUUCAAAAUUCAGAGCUUUAUUUCUCAAGUUUUGUAAUAACACUGUAUAAUAAUUUUGUACAUAGCUGUCCAUUUAAAAUGAUCUAUGUUUGUUGAAUCUAUGGUGUGAUAUGUGCUGAAACAUAAAUCCAGUGGAAGAGCUGGGUACAUUUCAGAACUGUUCAUUUAUAUGGUAACUCACUGUGGCUAAACUAAUGUGCAGGCUAAAGCUUAUUUUGAUCUGCUUAAUAGGACUUGUAAUGUCCUUGUAAUACUGAAAACUUAGAAGUGAAACCAAGAAUUAAAUCACUGGUUUGCUUUAACCAAG
Molecule: messenger RNA, 5431 nt
Organism: Zonotrichia leucophrys gambelii
Lineage: Eukaryota; Metazoa; Chordata; Aves; Passeriformes; Passerellidae
Product: inverted formin-2-like
Exons: 24
Coding region: 253-4173 (1306 amino acids)
Biological process (GO): actin cytoskeleton organization
Molecular function (GO): small GTPase binding; actin binding
Source: RefSeq, a predicted model, not a curated record